AUGGCCGAUCGACAGUUAUCGCCAGAGGAAAAGCUUUCCCUUAUAACGGAUCAGCUGCAGGAAGUCCUGCACAAAGAUAUCUUGGAGAGAGUGGUCCUGCAGGAACAGAGACCACUGGUUAUCUACUGGGGAACUGCGACGACCGGACGGCCUCACUGCGGGUACUUUGUGCCAAUGAUGAAGAUUGCCCACUUUCUCCGAGCCGGGUGUCGAGUCAAGAUCCUACUGGCCGAUAUCCAUGGUUUCCUCGACAAUCUCAAAGCGCCUAUCGAACUGGUCAAAUUUCGCGCAGAGUACUACAAGUUCAUUAUUCAGGCUCUUCUGCGAGCCGUGGGUGUGAGCCUGGAAAAGCUGGAGUUUGUGUUGGGUUCAUCUUACCAGUUGAGCGCCGACUACACCAUGGACAUUUUCAGACUCAGCAGUAUGGUCACGGAGCACGAUGCAAAGAAGGCCGGCGCCGAAGUGGUGAAGCAAGUCGAUAAUGCACCGUUAUCGGGUUUGAUCUACCCUCUGAUGCAGGCCCUUGACGAGGAACAUCUUGGAGUCGAUGCCCAGUUUGGAGGUGUUGACCAACGGAAAAUCUUUGCUCUUGCACAAGAGACUCUGCCGAAAAUCGGGUACAAAGAGCGAGCACAUCUCAUGAACCCCAUGGUGCCUGGGCUGGCAGGAGGCAAAAUGUCUGCUUCUGAUCCCGACUCCAAGAUCGACAUCCUGGACACGGCUGAGGUGGUCAAGAAGAAGCUGCGCAAAGCUUAUGCCGCCGCCGGAGAGGUGGAAGGCAACGGCAUCAUCUCCUUUGUUGAGUAUGUUUUAUUGCCCAUCAGCGCUCUGAAGGAUCCGGAGCAUAAAGGCCGGUUCGUGUGCGAGAGAAGGGAGGGUGAGGGCGAGCCGCUGGUCUACCACGACAUUGAGACUUUGAAGGAGGACUACAAAGCUGACAGGCUGACGCCGCAGCUGCUCAAAGCGGGCGCGACCGCAGCUCUGAUCGACUUGUUGGCUCCCAUCCAAGCCGAGUUUCAAGCAUCAUCGGAGUGGCAGGAAAUUGAGAAGAAGGCAUACCCUCCCCCGGAACCGAAGAAAAAGAAACAGCCCAAGGACAGAGGCUCAAAAUACCCGGGUGCUGCCAAGGUCAAGGCCAACCCUGAUGGGUCGGUCGAAGGAAAAGACAAGGCCGAGGUUGAUGUGGGCAAAACCGCACAAGAAGCGGUCGCAAAGCUUGAGAUCAAUGGCGAGGGGUCAUGA
Molecule: messenger RNA, 1242 nt
Organism: Exophiala dermatitidis NIH/UT8656
Lineage: Eukaryota; Fungi; Ascomycota; Eurotiomycetes; Chaetothyriales; Herpotrichiellaceae
Product: tyrosyl-tRNA synthetase
Exons: 1
Coding region: 1-1242 (413 amino acids)
Biological process (GO): tyrosyl-tRNA aminoacylation
Molecular function (GO): tyrosine-tRNA ligase activity; ATP binding
Source: RefSeq, a predicted model, not a curated record